Geosmithia morbida is the source of this 1962-nucleotide messenger RNA. RefSeq names its product Acyl-CoA dehydrogenase, middle domain. Bases 1 to 1962 code for a protein of 653 amino acids. Lineage: Eukaryota; Fungi; Ascomycota; Sordariomycetes; Hypocreales; Bionectriaceae. The transcript is spliced from 3 exons. Gene Ontology annotation, molecular function: oxidoreductase activity, acting on the CH-CH group of donors. The record is from RefSeq and is a predicted model, not a curated record.
AUGAUGGAACCCUCUGGCGCAGACAAGGGCUUCUUUCAGCAACCACCCGUCCUCGACAAUCAUUUCUAUGAUGAGACGUAUCAACGGUGCUUCACGCUAUUUCUUCCCGACCACGUACGGUCUGCUGUAGAAAGCGAGGUGGCUUCUCUUGGCCGGGAUGUCAUCUCCGACCGUGUGUUCGCCUGGAUCACCGAUGCUGAGCUCAACAAGCCGUACCUCAAGGGCUCGGGACGUCAGGCGUUCGGGCAGUGGUCCGGAGAGCUCAUCACGGGACAAGGUUGGCGGGAGCUGCAAAAGUUCGGCAUCGAAAAGGGCUUCAUCGCGACGGGGUACGACACCGAUCUUGGUCGAUCUGCACGCUCUCUCCAGUUCCUCCGUCUGCAUCUGUGGGAGCCGUCCUGCGCCAACGUCACCUGUCCAUCGGCCAUGCAGGACGGGGCCGCCCGUCUUCUCCAGCUCCAUCUCACCACACCCAGCCGUGCAUCGCGACUUACACCCGAGCAGCGCGAAGCCUUCGACAGCGCCUACCGGCGCCUGACGUCUCGAGACCCAGAGGUGGCGUGGACUAGCGGGCAGUGGAUGACGGAGAGGACGGGGGGCAGCGACGUCUCGCUCACCGAGACCACGGCCAGGCACAUGCCAGACCAGACCUCGGGCCUCGGUCCCUGGAGCAUCAGCGGCUUCAAGUGGUUCUCCUCGGCCACCGACUCCGACAUGACGGUGCUCCUGGCUCGAACUGCCGAGGGUCGCCUCUCCACGUUUAUGGCGCCGAUGCGCGUACCCGAUCCCCAGGCGGUGACGGCCACCGGGCUGGAGAAGGCCGACGGCACAUGUCUCAACGGUGUCCGCAUCCAGCGUCUCAAGAACAAGGUGGGGACUCGGUCCCUCCCCACGGCUGAGCUGGUCCUCGACGGUAUGAGGGCCUGGAUGGUCGGCGAGGAGGGCCGUGGCAUCCACGAAAUCAGCACCAUCCUAAGCAUCACGAGGAUCCACUCAGCCGUCACGGCCGUCGGCUACGCCUCGAGAGGGAUCGACAUCGCAAAGGCAUUUGCCCAGGUUCGUGAGAUUGGCACGGGGAGGCGCGGCAGGGCCCGGCUAGACCAGAGCCCGCUGCACAUGCGCACGCUGUCCGGGAUGGUGGUCGAGCACCGAGGCCUCAUGCUUCUCACCUUCCUCACCUCGCACGUCUUGGGGGUCUCGGAGCAUCCCGAUGCGGGGCACGAGGCCACGGUCGGCGACAGAUGGGCGGCAUCUGCGUCUACCGCCUUAUCCGUGCUCACGCCAGACGACGCAGGACAGGCCGCGGCGCUCCUUCGGGUGCUCACGCCCAUCACGAAGGCGUACGUGUGCAGGAAUGCACUGUCCAUCGUCUUCGGCUGCAUGGAGUCUCUCGGCGGAGUCGGCUACCUCGACAACUCUGAUCAGGAAUACCUCAACAUCUCGCGCAUCUGGAGGGACUGCGCCGUCCUCCCCAUAUGGGAAGGGACCACGGAUGUCCUCAGCACGGAUCUCGUACGGGCCCUGAAGCACCCCGCAGCGGGGAAGGAUUCUCUCGAUGCCCUGGAGGAGAUCAUCACGAAUGCGCAUUCAUUUUCCCAGAGCCAAUCCCAGGGCUCCCACGAUGAUGACAGCACCAGGGGUGCCUGGGACCCGGUCCGCGAGUGGCGCGCUGUGCGGGACCGCAUCACCACCACCAGCCAGGCGGAUCUGACAGGCCAGGCGAGAGAUGUGCUCUGGGACGUGGCACAGAUCCUCAUAGCCGUGUUGCUUGAUCUGGACGCCAGCCGCGACGGGAAUAGCAUUUCCCGGGACGUGUUUACGCGUUCUGUCCAGAGCAAGUUUGGGGUCCAGGUCCGACAGACUCCGUCUUCCUCUGUUCCUGCCGACUUGCUCCGGAGGGACUGGGAAAUCGUCUACGGACGAGGACACGCCAAUCUGUCAAGCACACCCGCCAGACUGUAA